AUGCAUCCCACGUUCCACGGUAUGUACUCCUCAGUGGGAAUACAGCAGCAGGCAAUGGCCACGGGUUAUCUCGCUGGGUCUGCCUUCGACUACAACAUGACAUCUUCUUACCCGCGUCGUCAGUCUGUGUGGCUCGGGGGCACGUCCCCCGCCUUCACGGCCAACGCACCCGCCUACAACCUGGGCUCGCCCCCUACUGCGCCGUCCCCGUACAUGACGCCAUCGGCGUGCGGCGGUGGGUCCUACCAGUUCUCGUCGCCUCAGGGCCCUGCAGCGGUGGCGGGCGGUGCGGCUCCGUGCUACCCGACGGCUGGGUUCCCCUCCCCGGACUUUGGCUGGUUUUCCCUGUCCUCCCAGCACGAUCUGUACAAGAUGGUCAGACCGCCGUACUCCUAUUCAGCACUCAUUGCCAUGUCUAUCCAGUCGGCCCCCGAUAGGAAGAUAACGCUCAGCGGCAUCUACAAGUACGUGGCGGAGAAUUUCCCCUUCUACAAGAAGUCCAAGGCGGGCUGGCAGAACUCGAUUCGUCACAACCUGUCGCUCAACGAUUGCUUCGUCAAAGUAGCCAGGGCAGACAGCGAUCCCGGUAAGGGACAUUACUGGACCCUUGAUCCCAAUUGUGAGAAGAUGUUUGAUAACGGUAAUUUCCGCAGGAAGCGCAAACGCCGCGAGAACAACAGCAAAACCGACGGGCAGGACCUGCACAAGAGUUCCAAACUGUCCACGAUGGCUGACGAGGUUUUCAACAGCUCUGCUAAUUUGGUGAAGAUGUCUGCCUCGUCACCCGUCCUGACCCCUGAGUUCCCCUUCCCAAACCCCAUGGGGCAGGAGGAGAGCGCUGGUCCCCUGCCGGAGCGCAAGCCGUGCCUCUAUCAGUCUUCUCCCCAGAGCGACAACCUCCUAGCAUCUUUUGCAGCAUUUGCCAACAAGCAGUUUGCCGAACUCAGGCAGCAGGGCGGAGGCAAGGCAGCUGGCACAGGGACGCUGGCCACUGUAGCAGGUCCCCGCCAGGAUCGGCUGAAACCAGAGUGCGAGAAAGCCGUUCCUUCUGGAGGCGAGAGCACGGAUGGCCCAGGACAAGGAGUCGGUGCCCACGGUGCUUCGCGCUACGGGUUCAGUGUCCGCAGUCUGCUCGGUCAAGCAUACCCACAUCAAAACAUCAAUGACUGA
This is a messenger RNA of Acanthaster planci (crown-of-thorns starfish), 1170 nucleotides long. Its product is annotated as forkhead box protein I1-like. Gene Ontology annotation, molecular function: DNA-binding transcription factor activity, RNA polymerase II-specific; RNA polymerase II cis-regulatory region sequence-specific DNA binding. The record is from RefSeq and is a predicted model, not a curated record. NCBI's taxonomy places the organism in Eukaryota, Metazoa, Echinodermata, Asteroidea, Valvatida, Acanthasteridae. Gene Ontology annotation, biological process: regulation of transcription by RNA polymerase II; anatomical structure morphogenesis; cell differentiation.